Molecule: messenger RNA, 776 nt
Organism: Symbiodinium necroappetens
Lineage: Eukaryota; Dinophyceae; Suessiales; Symbiodiniaceae
Source: the annotation of a GenBank genome assembly
AUCAUUUGUGGCUUGAUCUCGUUCUCCUCCUUCGUCUCCAACAUCACGUCCUCGAUGACGCAGCUCCGAAAUCUCAACAGCGAGAAGCAGAAACAGCAGGCGUCUCUUCGCCAGUACUUCUCCCAAAAUGAGGUGCCCCCGGAAGUGAGCAAGUGCAUCUAUGACUGGAUAAGCAGCCAUCGAAAGAAUCAUCGAGUGCGCGUUCAUGAAGAGGAUGUCGAACCUCUGGCCGAAGUGCCGGAGCGCUUGAAGUUCAAGUUGCGCGAGGCAGUCUACCGCCCUGUUCUCUGCCGUCAUCCGUUCUUCCUCGAGUUCUGCGAGGCCGAUGGGCGGACGUUGGACAGGCUCUGUCACCAAGCGGUGUCGGAGAUCAGGGUCAGCACAGAGCACACCAUCUUCAUCAAGGGAGAGCAGGCAACAGGCAUGUACUUUGUGACCGGCGGAGAACUCGAGUAUUGGAGAUCGGCGUUGAUGGACCCGAUACCCAUUCAGACAAGCGACUGGCUCAGUGAAGUGGCACUGUGGGUGUCGUGGAGGCACUGUGGCACAUUGGCGGCAAAGUGCCAGAGUGAUUUGAUGCUCGUGGACACCGACAUGUUCAGAUCCGCCAUCGCCACUUGCAGCAAGGUGGGCCGGCGCCUGGUCCGUGGCUAUGCAGCAGCCUUUGUGCGCCACGAGUGUGAGGCCCAGCCCGCUGGAGCCUGGCUUGGGGACCUUUGCUGUAGCCAUGAGGCCAUCGCUGCAUUGCUGGAGACAACCAUGCACAAGAGCCAGCC